Messenger RNA from Drosophila sulfurigaster albostrigata, 2333 nucleotides. Its product is annotated as zinc finger and SCAN domain-containing protein 31. The transcript has a single exon. The record is from RefSeq and is a predicted model, not a curated record. NCBI's taxonomy places the organism in Eukaryota, Metazoa, Arthropoda, Insecta, Diptera, Drosophilidae. The coding region runs from base 135 to 2201 and encodes 688 amino acids.
CACAAAUGCCACACGAUAAGUGAGAGAGAGAAAGAGAGUCGCGCACGGAGAAGCGGUUUAAUAUAAGCUAAAAGUUAUAAAUUAAAGAAUUACUUAAGCGAAAACAGCACGAAUUUGUGCAAAAAUCAACAUCAAUGAGUUUAAACAUUGACAUGUCCGAGAUCAUAGAGUUUGUGUUGCCCACAAAAAGCGAAUAUUUAGAUCACGACGACGAUGGAGGCGGCAACAACAACGGCUACAACGAUGUGGACGAUGAAGACGAAGAGGAAGAGGUAGAUGAAACAGAUGCGGACGCAGAAUUGGAUCCGGAUGCUGAUCAGUAUGUGGUCUUGGAGACUGUGGACAUGGCCGGCGAUUACAAGCACGAAGAAUUUCUGCUGGUCAACGACGAUGGCACCGAAAAUGGUUUGUUGCUGGGCAAUGCGACGCAACUGCAACAUUGUCCCGAGCUGUUGCAGCACACAAUGCUGCGCAUACCCAAGGAGGAGAGUCUACAGUAUAUGAUCGCUGGCGAAACGGAUGAGCUGGACGAUCUGGUCGAAGAGGAGGAGGAGGAGGACCAGCAAGAGCAAGAGUUGGAAGAACACUACGAAGAGCUGCAGCAAGUCGAAGAGGAGCAGCAGCAACAGCAAGAUUAUGAGCAAUACGAGGAGCAGGACCAGUCGCGUUUUGGUUGGAACUAUGUGCAGCACGAAACCGACGAAACUGUGGCUAUCGAGCAGUUAGAAUCGAAAACGCACCUACAGCAUGGCCUGACCUUUUUAACCGACGAAGAGGAGCUGCAAGAGGAGUUCAAUUACGAGGAACUGGAAGAGAGCUUGCCAACAGAGCCACAGCAACAACAACAACAGCAGCACCAACCACCACCUCAGCAGCAACAACAACAACCACAACAGUUGGCCAAACCCAGCGAAAAGCUGCUGGACAUGUUCAAGGGACCAAGACGGUAUAUGCUGUUCGAUGAGCUGAUCGCCACCAUAGUGGACUUCGAUGAGGAUGGCACACCGAUUGUGGAGUUUUCAAUGAUUGGCUGCCUGCAGGACGAAAAGUUGCCCGUCGAAUGUGGAAUUUGUCCCGAUGUUAUGCACAAAUCGAAGCUCUCGAAGCAUCAGAAAACCCAUCUCGUUCCCGGCACAAAUCGUUAUGCCUGCAUCUAUUGCAGUGAAACGUAUCGCGAUUGUAAAUAUCUGGCGGGCCAUGCACGUCGUCACAUGGGCAUCCGUCCAUAUGUGUGUGAGCCAUGCAAAUUGUAUUUCAGCACCAAGCAGGAUCUGCGUGUGCACAAUCAACGGCGGCAUCUGGAGAAGGAGCACAUCUGCGAGAUGUGCGGCAAAACAUUUGCGCAGAAUACACAGCUGAAGCGACAUCGCGAGGCGACGCACGAGAAGAAGCGACGCUUCCAGUGUAAGUACUGCCAAAAGGCCUACUACAAGAACUUCUCCUUGAAGGAGCACAUCCGGAAUGUGCACAUGGGCAAGCGACGCAUGCUCAAGUGUCCGUUCUGUGGCAUGCAGUGUCGCGACGCCCACAAGAUGGCGCGACAUCGCAAGGAGAUGCAUCUCAAUCAGGACACGUACGUGUGCCAUCUGUGUCACGAGGAGUUCACCGACAUCAAUUAUUUCGAUGCUCACAAGCGUUCGAUUCAAUGUCGCAGCAACACACGACGCCUGGUGGGUGAGCAGGGAGUGGCUAGCGGUGAGGAUGUGGCCAGUGGCGAGGAUGCGCAAUUUGUGGGCGAGGCGGAUGAGUUGGCCGACAUGCUGGAGGAGGAUUACGACGAGGAUGCGGGACUGCUGCUGGAAGGGAACUAUGUGGAGGAAGAACAGCAACAGGAGGAGCUGCACGAGCAGCAUCAGGAGCAGCCGCUCUACGAGUUGGCUGUCAAUGGAAAUGGUUAUCAACAGGAGCUGAUCGAUGAGGAGGAUCAACAACAGCAGCAGCAGGAGCAGCAUUAUGAGGAUGAUGGGCUCCUUGUUGAACAGCUGCAGGAUGAUGAUGAAGACGGCGAGCUGGAGGAGCACGUCGAAGACCAUGAGGUGGAGCAGCUGCUGGAGGAUGAUGAACAGCAGUUUCUGCAGCACCAAGCAAUCGCCUACCAACAAGAACAUCAGCAACAACAUCUACAACAGCAUUCGCAACAUCGACAGUACAACGAUGAUGAGUUGAUUUAUGAAAUCACUUUGGAGACUGAGGAUAACUGAGCAAAAUAUUCCCUUUUCCUACCACCUAAUCUUUGUAAAUACCUAAAUAAAAGUGUAUGUAAAUUGUACAAUUACUAUUUGCAAUUGAGAGAAACAACAACACGAAUAAAAAAAUAAAAGCGCCUUGACAAC